UUUCGGGCCGAGACCCUUUUCGCGGACGGCCUGGCCUGCUGAGUUCCUCCAGCAUCUUGUGAGUACUGCUUGGAUUUACAACGCUCUAUGCUUGAUUGGCGAGGUUUGUCACAGGGAUGGAGCCAGGCGCCGGGACGGAGCUGGCAGUCGCGGCAUGGAUGCUGGGGAGGGACGUGGGCGAACGGCCGAACUCUAGAGAUCGAUUAGUGAGGACAUCUAAACGGUUGGUGGGGUACGGUGACCUCGAUCGGAAAUGGGAUGGGGCACCCCUGAUGGACAGGAGCCGAGGACCACUGACUGACAGGGGGCGGUGGCCGGUGGCCGGUGACGGAUAAGGGGCAGGGACCUGUGCCGGACAGAGACCAAGGGGAAACGGCGACACUUCAUUCCGGGGAUGAGAGUCCAGAAACAGCGGCUUAUCAAUCCGUUAUUCAAUGUACAGGCCACCAAUGUAUCAAUCGCCCAUACUGUCGACACCUCCUGGAAGUCCAAGAUCUGCAUGCUCCAACACUGCUGGACUAAAAUCACAUACCAGAUUUGGAGAGAGUGGAUGGACAGGUUUGCUUACCGAUCUUUGGACUAAGAUGACAACAGUGGGGUGGAAGAAGUGAUUAUGACUCAGCAAGAGCUCAGACAAGGAAGAUCACAUUAUUUCUUCCGGAAAGCUCUUUAAAACAACAGCUGGACUGCUGCUUUCCCCAAGUGUUUCUGCUUCCUUAAUCAUGGUACACGGAAUGCUGGAUUCACUUUGACAAACAAUAGCCACCAUGUCUAGAGUAUGGAUCCCACACAUGACAAACUCCCCUUCUCUCAUUGUAAUGGUGGGUCUCCCUGCCAGGGGCAAGACCUACAUCUCAAAGAAACUCACCCGCUACUUCAACUGGAUUGGAGUGCCAACUAAAGCAUUUAACGUUGGGCAAUAUCGACGGGAGCUCUUGAAGACUUACAAAUCAUUUGAGUUUUUUCUCCCUGAUAAUGAAGAAGGGCUGAAACUCCGGAGGCAGUGCGCAUCAAGAGCACUGAAUGAUGUGAAGAAAUAUCUGGGCGAGGAAGGAGGACAGGUUGCAGUUUUCGAUGCCACCAACACUACGCGUGAACGAAGAGAAAUAAUAAUCAACUUUGCAAACGAGAAUGGAUACAAGGUGUUCUUCGUUGAGUCAGUAUGUGAAGAUCCUGAGGUCAUUGAGACAAACAUUGUGCAAGUGAAGCUGGGAAGCCCUGACUACAGGGACUGCAGCACUGAUGAGGCCAUAGCGGACUUCCUGAAACGGAUUGAAUGUUACCAGAACACAUACCAGUCUCUGGAUGAAGUAUCAGAUAAGGAUCUUUCUUUCAUUAAAAUCAUGGAUGUUGGAAGACGCUACCUUGUCAACCAUGUAUUGGAUCACAUUCAAAGUAAAAUCGUUUACUACCUCAUGAACAUCCACAUAACUCCACGCUCCAUCUAUCUCUGUCGUCAUGGUGAGAGUGAGCUGAAUCUGAAGGGCCGGAUAGGUGGUGACUCGGGCCUGUCUAGUCGUGGCAAACAGUUUGCCAGAUCAUUGGGAAUGUUCAUUCAGGAUCAGAACAUAAAGGAUCUGAAGGUAUGGACCAGUCAAAUGAAAAGGACGAUCCAGACAGCUGAGGCUUUGAACGUGCCAUAUGAGCAGUGGAAAGCAUUGAAUGAAAUAGAUGCGGGCGUGUGCGAGGAACUGAUGUACGAAGAAAUUCAGCAGAACUACCCAGCCGAAUUUGCACUCAGGGAUCAGGACAAGUAUAGAUACCGGUACCCAAAGGGCGAGUCGUACGAAGAUUUGGUUCAGCGCCUGGAGCCAGUGAUCAUGGAGCUCGAGAGGCAGGAGAAUGUUUUAGUCAUCUGUCACCAAGCCGUCAUGCGCUGCUUGCUGGCGUAUUUCCUCGAUAAAACAGCAGAGGAGCUUCCAUACCUGAAGUGCCCCCUGCACACCGUCUUAAAAUUGACCCCAGUGGCAUAUGGAUGUAAAGUUGAAUCCAUUUUCCUCAAUGUUGAAGCUGUCAACACACACCGAGAAAGACCAGAGAACGUGGACGUUUCAAGACCUUCUGAGGAAGCCCUGGUCACGGUCCCUGCUCACCAGUGAGGCUGCAUCUUAAUGGGGCUUACCCUCACCGUCCAACCUCGCCACACUACUUGUUCUUAUUUCAAAUCCUGCUGAUAAGCGUUUCUACGUUUGGUUGUUUUAUUAAAAGUUUAUAGAUGAAAUGUGAUGCACAAGACUCUUCAGGCCAUGCAGUGAAGAACUUUGACUGAACACUCUUCUGUCUGGCUGCGUGACUGUGUCAAUUUCUGACUAUAUGUGCUUACCUACUGGACUUGGCCGAUUUGGCACUGCCUUUAAAGCAGUAAUUUGUCACACAGCUGAUCAGGGGAAGAUGAGAUGUAGUAAUGAAAACAUUAGAAGCGUUUACAUUUAUAACUUCAUGCAUUUGGAAGUUUAAGAUGAUGAAAAAUUAAUUAACUCCUGAUAGAGUGAACGUGGGGAGAUAUCUAACUCUGUCUUUGGAAAUUAGAUGUAUAGUAAUUUAUGUUGACUAACAGGAGUCUUACUGUGUGGAUAGUAAUGAUACAUGAUUAUUACUAAGUCAAUGUUCAAUGUCUCUGUGCACAGCUGCCUUAGCCUCAGUAAUAUGGAGAGUCUUAAUUGGGCAGGAGCUGUCAGUAAUGUUCCUGUCCAACCAUAAAGGGCUCUGCAAUUGGGGAAAGACAUCUUCCUUCAAAAAACAAUUAAUGUGUAAAAUUGGAAGAGGUUCUUUUUAUCCAACAGUGUUACUAUUGGACAGUGUCACACUGUAAAUCAUUUUCAUUGUUAACAUGCCUAUUUAAAGCCAAGCUUUGAUUGACAAAUAUUUCGUUAGGCAGAGAUCUGCUUAUUUUGUUUCUCAGGCCUCAAAUGUGAUUUUAAUUAAAAAAGAAUAAUAGUUAA
Hypanus sabinus (Atlantic stingray) is the source of this 2942-nucleotide messenger RNA. RefSeq names its product 6-phosphofructo-2-kinase/fructose-2,6-bisphosphatase 4-like. The coding region runs from base 768 to 2099 and encodes 443 amino acids. Gene Ontology annotation, biological process: fructose metabolic process; fructose 2,6-bisphosphate metabolic process. Gene Ontology annotation, molecular function: fructose-2,6-bisphosphate 2-phosphatase activity; ATP binding; 6-phosphofructo-2-kinase activity. Gene Ontology annotation, cellular component: cytosol. Lineage: Eukaryota; Metazoa; Chordata; Chondrichthyes; Myliobatiformes; Dasyatidae. The record is from RefSeq and is a predicted model, not a curated record. The transcript has 16 exons.